CCUUAUCCUACGCGCCACUCACUCUGCUUCCUUCCACAACGAGGACGACGAUGAGUAGUCAAACGGUGCAUCGUCUUCACUCUUAUUUACGUUCGGCAGGCGCAUGUCUAGUCUCGUCUCCCAGACCUCCACCACGACGACUCGUAUGUAUUGCCACCGUAAGUGAUCGUAACCAAUCCAACGUUCUGCUGUGGAAAGGACGCGUAUCUCACAACAAGCUCUCUGUUGCUGCUAAAGCUUCUUCUUCAGCUCCUCAAGCUGAGACUGAGAGAUUUUCUGAAACAUCAUUACAAAAAGAAGUGCUAAAGGCAUUGUCUCAGAUCAUUGAUCCUGAUUUUGGGACAGAUAUAGUUUCAUGUGGUUUUGUUAAGGAUUUGGUAAUUGACGAAGCUCUUGGAGAGGUUUCUUUCCGUUUGGAGCUAACAACACCGGCAUGUCCAGUCAAAGAUAUGUUUGAGAAGCAAGCAAAUGAGGUAGUUGCAGUGCUUCCAUGGGUGAAAAAGGUGAACGUGACAAUGUCUGCACAACCAGCUAAGCCUAUAUUUGCAGGCCAGCUUCCACCUGGUUUAUCUAGAAUUUCAAGCAUUGUUGCUGUUUCUAGUUGCAAGGGAGGUGUUGGAAAAUCUACAGUUGCUGUAAAUCUUGCUUAUACGUUAGCUGGUAUGGGUGCAAGAGUUGGCAUCUUUGAUGCUGAUGUCUAUGGUCCUAGUUUACCUACUAUGGUCAAUCCAGAGAGCCGUAUUCUUGAAAUGGAUCCAGAGAAGAAGACUAUCAUCCCAACAGAAUACUUGGGGGUGAAGCUAGUCUCAUUUGGAUUUGCAGGGCAAGGUCGUGCCAUUAUGAGAGGUCCAAUGGUGUCUGGUGUCAUUAAUCAGCUCCUUACUACAACUGAAUGGGGAGAGCUGGAUUAUCUUGUUAUCGACAUGCCUCCUGGUACCGGUGACAUUCAACUAACCCUCUGCCAGGUUGCGCCGUUAACAGCAGCGGUGAUUGUGACCACACCUCAAAAACUGGCUUUUAUAGAUGUUGCCAAAGGUGUACGAAUGUUCUCAAAGCUAAAGGUUCCUUGUGUUGCUGUUGUGGAGAAUAUGUGUCAUUUUGACGCUGACGGGAAACGUUAUUACCCUUUUGGGAAAGGUUCAGGUUCUCAGGUUGUCCAGCAAUUCGGAAUACCUCACCUCUUUGACCUCCCCAUUAGGCCAACGUUAUCUGCUUCGGGAGAUAGUGGAGUUCCUGAAGUUGUUGCAGAUCCUUUAAGUGAAGUUGCAAGAACGUUCCAAGAUCUUGGUGUUUGUGUUGUGCAACAAUGCGCCAAGAUACGCCAACAAGUUUCCACAGCUGUGACAUACGACAAAUAUCUUAAGGCAAUCAGAGUGAAGGUGCCAAACUCAGAUGAAGAGUUCUUACUUCACCCUGCAACCGUCAGAAGAAAUGAUCGAUCAGCACAAAGUGUGGACGAAUGGACUGGUGAACAAAAGAUUCAGUUCGGAGAUGUGGCAGAAGAUAUCGAGCCUGAGGAAAUACGACCAAUGGGAAACUAUGCUGUCUCGAUAACCUGGCCGGACGGGUUUAGCCAGAUUGCUCCAUAUGACCAGCUGGAAACAAUUGAACGGUUAGUAGAUGUUCCUCCAUUGUCUCCAGUUGAAGUCUGAUUCUUAAAACGAUAGUGUUUUCUUCUGAGAGAUAAAAAUUUGUAUCUAUCUAUCUAUACUAUUAAAACAUGAGAUCUUUUUUUUGAGGUCUCUUUAGUAUUUAUUGAAGUGCCAUUGCCUUUUAAAUUUAAUUGAAACUUAUUUGAAAUUA
Molecule: messenger RNA, 1803 nt
Organism: Brassica oleracea var. oleracea
Lineage: Eukaryota; Viridiplantae; Streptophyta; Magnoliopsida; Brassicales; Brassicaceae
Product: fe-S cluster assembly factor HCF101, chloroplastic
Exons: 14
Coding region: 51-1652 (533 amino acids)
Biological process (GO): iron-sulfur cluster assembly
Cellular component (GO): chloroplast stroma
Molecular function (GO): 4 iron, 4 sulfur cluster binding; ATP-dependent FeS chaperone activity; ATP binding
Source: RefSeq, a predicted model, not a curated record